CGGAAGUAUUAAAUCUGUUUCCGGCGGAUGAUCGCCUCUACUUGUUGUGUCUAUGCUAGAAAGCUAAUUCAUUUUCUUCCUAAUGGCAAACAGAACAGUUAAAGAUGCCAACAGUAUACACGGGACUAACCCGCAGUAUCUGGUGGAGAAAAUCAUCCGAACUCGAAUCUACGAGUCUAAAUACUGGAAGGAGGAGUGCUUCGGUCUGACCGCUGAGCUGGUUGUUGACAAAGCCAUGGAGCUGAAGUACGUUGGAGGAGUUUACGGCGGGAACAUCAAGCCCACUCCCUUCCUCUGCCUCACGCUGAAGAUGCUGCAGAUUCAACCAGAGAAAGACAUCAUCGUCGAGUUCAUUAAAAAUGAGGAUUUUAAAUAUGUUCGUUUGCUCGGAGCGAUGUACAUGAGACUAACUGGCACUGCAGUGGAUUGUUACAAAUACCUGGAGCCUCUGUACAACGACUACAGAAAGAUCAAGAGUCAGAACAGAAACGGAGAGUUUGAGUUGAUGCAUGUGGACGAGUUCAUCGACGAGCUCCUUCAUGCAGAGAGGAUGUGUGACAUCAUUCUGCCCCGGCUCCAGAAGAGACAAGUCCUGGAGGAGGCUGAGAUGCUGGACCCACGUAUCAGUGCUUUGGAGGAAGACCUGGAUGAAGUGGAGAGCAGUGAAGAAGAAGACGAGGAAGAGGAGAAGCCAGAGAGACUUCAGACCCCUGAACCCCACAGACGCAGUUACCGUGACAACGACAGACCUCGCCGCUCUCCGUCACCUCGUUACAGACGCAGCCGCUCACCCAGACGGAGGAGCAGGUCUCCAAAGAGGCGAAGCCCGUCGCCGAGGAGAGACCGCCAUCGCAGCAAGAGCCCCCGCAGACACCGCAGCCGGUCCAGAGACAGACGCCACCGCUCCAAAUCCCCAGGUCACCACAGGAGCCACAGACAUCGCAGCCACUCCAAAUCUCCAGAGAGAAGUUCAAAAAAGAGUCACAAGAAAAGUCGAAGAGGAAACGAGUGAUCUCCCUUUACUUUUAUAUCCUUUGCUUUUUUUAAUCUCCAAACUCUGAACUCUUGCCUCUAAAUCUUGUAUGAUUUUGUUUAGUUUUUUAUGUUUCAUCUUUUUAAACGGCAAGUAAUUUGAAGUUUAGAUGUUGGACCACUGACCUCCUCAGGUCUAAUCUUAUGGACAUUGUUGAAAACUGUUGGACAUGUGUAAAUAUAGAAAAUGUGUUUCUUGUAAACGUUUUCUGUACGUUAAGAAUGUAAGAAUGAGUUUCACUCUUACCUGACGUUACCUGUCAUUGAAAUAAAGAUCCUGAUUUGUUA
Messenger RNA from Lates calcarifer (barramundi perch), 1320 nucleotides. RefSeq names its product pre-mRNA processing factor 38A (gene prpf38a). Gene Ontology annotation, cellular component: precatalytic spliceosome. The coding region runs from base 83 to 1012 and encodes 309 amino acids. NCBI's taxonomy places the organism in Eukaryota, Metazoa, Chordata, Actinopteri, Centropomidae. The record is from RefSeq and is a predicted model, not a curated record. The transcript is spliced from 10 exons.